AUGGAAAACCACCACGAUAUUGCUUGUUCAAGUCAAAAAUCAAAGAAAAUCACCAAAGACAGUGGAAAAGAUGAAAUUUAUAUGGAUAGUUGCCAAAGUUGGAUAAUUGUGAUAGCAGCCUUUUUCUCAAAUGCAAUCAUCGAUGGGAUCAUAUAUACAAUGGGCAUGAUAGAAAAUGAGUUGUCAGUUGAGUUUAAUGAAAGUAAAGUAGCUACAUCUUGGGUUCCAUCUAUUGUUUCUGGGAUGCCGUUGUUGGGAGGACCAAUUGCAUCGCAUUUCAUAAAAAAGUACAAUUGCCGUACAGUAGCCAUCGUUGGAUCAAUAUUGAGUGUAAUCGGUUGCUUAAUUAGUGCAUAUGCACUUAAUAUCACUACUACUAUAAUUACAAUUGGUUUUGUAACGGGAACAGGUUUUAGUUUCAUCUAUUUGUCGGAACUAGUUAGCGUUACUACGAAUUUUGAAAAAUAUCGUUCCGUGGCAACCGGACUGGCCGCAUCUGGGACUGGAUUUGGAACUUCAACAUUUGCUCCGCUUGUUGCUUUUUUCAUUGAAAAUUUUGGAUGGCGUACAACUUUGCUUAUUCUUGGCAUGAUUGUAUUAAGUUGUAUUAUAUUCGGUGCUUUAUUUCGACAAAACAAAGUUCCGGAAACAAAUAAGAGUAUGAACACAGAUCAAAAUGAUAACAGCC
Messenger RNA from Contarinia nasturtii (swede midge), 688 nucleotides. RefSeq names its product monocarboxylate transporter 14-like. The record is from RefSeq and is a predicted model, not a curated record. Lineage: Eukaryota; Metazoa; Arthropoda; Insecta; Diptera; Cecidomyiidae. Gene Ontology annotation, molecular function: monocarboxylic acid transmembrane transporter activity. Gene Ontology annotation, biological process: monocarboxylic acid transport; transmembrane transport. The annotation marks the transcript as partial. The transcript has 6 exons.